Mya arenaria is the source of this 1295-nucleotide messenger RNA. RefSeq names its product N-terminal Xaa-Pro-Lys N-methyltransferase 1-like. Gene Ontology annotation, cellular component: cytoplasm. The transcript has 2 exons. The record is from RefSeq and is a predicted model, not a curated record. Lineage: Eukaryota; Metazoa; Mollusca; Bivalvia; Myida; Myidae. Gene Ontology annotation, molecular function: N-terminal protein N-methyltransferase activity. The coding region runs from base 87 to 779 and encodes 230 amino acids. Gene Ontology annotation, biological process: N-terminal protein amino acid methylation.
UUCUCCAUGCCCUACAAAAAUCGUUAGGGACAAUAUUUCUGAAUUGUUCACUAGGGUUUAUUGUUGUUUAUUUACUAUUUUGCAAAAUGGCAGACGGAUCUGAUAGCGACGAGCCUUGGCCUGAUGAUGAACAGAAGUUUUACGAUGAUGGCAAAGAAUAUUGGUCGUCGAUUAAUCCAUCCGUGGACGGCAUGCUUGGUGGAUUUGAGAAAAUAUCUCCAACUGAUAUCAAUGGAUCUAAAGCAUUCUUACGUCCAUUUUUGAAGGUUGGUAAGGGAAACACUAACAACCAUAGAGCCCUUGACUGCGGAUCAGGUAUCGGGCGAAUCACAAAACGGCUUCUUCUCCCUAUGUUUGACCAAGUGGAUAUGGUGGAGCAGUGUCAGAAAUUUCUAGACUCCGCAAGAACAUUCAUAGGGCAGGAAUCAUCUAGAGUUGAGAACCUGUUUUGUUGUGGUUUGCAAGACUUCACUCCAGAAGAGGGACGUUAUGAUGUCAUAUGGAGUCAGUGGGUAUUGGGACAUCUCACAGACGAACAUCUUGUGUCAUUCUUUAAAAGGUGUAAACAAGGUUUAGCACCAAAUGGGGUGUUUAUAGUAAAAGAAAAUGUGAGUGGUAGCGAUGAUACUCAGUUUGAUGAUGUGGACAGUAGUUUUACAAGGUCAAAAGAUAGUUAUGUAAGAGCAAUGAUGAAAGCAGGAUUAACUAUAGUAAAGGAAGAAAAGCAGAGAGGUUUUCCCAAAGAUUUGUAUUCUGUGUACAUGUUUGGGCUUCGCUGACAUAAUGCUGUUCUUUAGGUUUUUGAAUAAUUUUGUAAAGUUGUGUGACUUAAUUAAUGUGUUUUAUUCACCAGAAUGGUAUAAUGCCUACUAAUUGUAUGAGUGACAGUGACAUUUAACUUGUUUUGUUCUAUUGAGAUAUGUUUUUUUUUGCAUUGAUAAAACUUAAAACUGAAAAUGUUUUAGAUUAUUUAUCUAGAUAACUCGCGCAGCUAACUUAAACCAUUGUUAUAAAUGCUUUUGUUUGUAGUUUAAAGGGUCAAAUUGAAUAACCUUUAGUCAAUAUAUUUUAAUAUUUUAUUUUUAAAGAAAACAGUAUACAUUUACAUGAACAUUAUGUAUUUCUUUAAAAAAAGGUCAUUUCACUCAAAUUUAAAGCAUCAUCAUGUUUUUAAAGGGAAAUGUCAAGGUUGUUAACAUUUUUAAGUAAUGCAAUGUCAAGAAGUAUUGAUAUCAUCCACGACUUCAGUAAACACUGAGAUAAAUUGUCUCUAACAUGUCUGUAAUAAAUUAUGU